This is a messenger RNA of Dictyostelium discoideum AX4, 276 nucleotides long. RefSeq lists its product as hypothetical. Lineage: Eukaryota; Evosea; Eumycetozoa; Dictyosteliales; Dictyosteliaceae. Bases 1 to 276 code for a protein of 91 amino acids. The transcript has a single exon. The record is from RefSeq and is a predicted model, not a curated record.
AUGAAUCCUUCAUCAAUUAAAUAUACAAUUGAAAUUUCUGAAUAUAAAUUCAGCAGUAACUUAAAUCAAUUACAAUUAGUAAUGACGGCCUCAUUAUCUGUUAAUAAAACAAAUGAUAUUUGUUCAAAUAAAGAGUUUAGUGAAACUUCAAGUGGUGAUGAUUCAAAUUAUUUAAAGAUACAAAUUGAUGAUCAUUCUUUAUAUGGUAGAUUUAUAAAAAGAGCAUUAAUUGAUUCAAUUCCAAGACCAAUUGAUAAUGUUCCAUUGGACUCUUAA